Messenger RNA from Geodia barretti, 837 nucleotides. The record is from the annotation of a GenBank genome assembly. Lineage: Eukaryota; Metazoa; Porifera; Demospongiae; Tetractinellida; Geodiidae.
AUGUCGAAUAGCAAGAAACAGAAAUAUGACUACCAUUUGCCGGAGUGUGUGAUCGGGAGGCCCCGCACCCGGAUCGUGUGCACCCUCGGACCUGCGACCGAUCAGGUCGAGAUCAUGUGCGACUUGAUUCGGGCCGGCAUGUCGGUAGCCCGUCUGAAUCUUUCCCAUGGUGACAGUGAAUCUCACCGGAACUACGUCAAGGACGUCCGGGCGGCAGCGGAGAUCACCGGAGCGCCCAUCGGAAUUCUCGCCGACCUGCCGGGUCCCAAGUACCGCUCCGGCGAUGUUGACGAGGGGACUAUUCAGCUAGAACGAGGCGCUCGGCUAACCCUGACUGCGUCCAUUGUCAAAACCACCGUCGAUCGCACCACGGUUUGGCCGGCCGGAAUUCACGACGAUGUUUCGGUCGAUUCUCGAAUCCUGAUCGACGAGGGCGCCAUCGAGUUAGUGGUCGAACGCGUCGACGGUGUCGACGUUCUCUGCCGGGUGACGUCACCCGGCGCGCUGAAAUCUCGAAAAGCCGUAACGACGCCAGGGGUAACUUCGACGCUCGACUACCUGACGAAUGAGACCAGAUCUGGGCUCGAAUUCGUCAAAGAAAACGAUGUCGAAUUCGUCGGCCUGUCCUACGUGCGCAAUUCAAUUGACUUGGAGCAGGUCAAAGACUGUCUGAAGGACAGUACUUAUCCACACCAGUUGAUCGCAAAGAUCGAGGUGGCUGAAGGCGUCAAGAACCUGAAAUCCAUUCUCGAUCAGGUCGAUGGGGUGAUGGUCGCACGGGGGGACCUCGGCGUGGAGUUGCCCAUCGAGGACGUGCCGGGCAUCCAAGGCGAAUGA